AUGGAAACGCCCAACUCACAGACCACGACACAAAAUGUGGUAACGGUGCCGAUUCCGAUCCUACCGGCCGAGGGUACCUAUGCGUACGUUUUUGUCAAGGGUUCCCUGUACGCACGGGAUAGUGCCAUAUUCGGUUGCUCGGCUGACGAGGUUCAAGCGCUCUCGAAGCGCUUCCAGAUCAGCUCGGUUCCGAUCGACAAUGGGGUGCUGAUCAAGGUCGCUCCCUCGCUCAUCAUCAACUCACUGGCUCAGCUGGGCUACAAAGUGGUUUCCAGCACUGGUGAGGCGGAGAUCGUGUGGACUCUGCAACGUGAAUUGUAAAAAAAAUGGAAACCUGACCUCACCUUUACGAAGCGAUAAAAUCAUCGUUACUAUAUUUGCUAGGAAACCUUUUUGGCUAUCUCAACAUUUCCGCAGCUCCACGUGACAACUUUUAUCUUCCUCCAGUAUUUUUGAAAACCCUAUAACCUGUGUAAUUCUGCCACCAUUUCAACUGAUCCACACAUGAAAAAAAAGUCAAAACUCUGGGUGCUAAUGUUGUGUGAUCAAAUUACAAUUCAACCACAAUACCUAUACGAACCUACUGGAGUUUGCCAACAAAUCUAAUCCAAGCUGUUAUACUUAUUUUUACAUACAUAAAUCAUCAUCGUCGUUGCCGUGUCGUUAAAGCCUGCAAACGCCUGUCGUAGUCCUUCGCCCCCACCCAAAGCCAUCACUCUUACGAACGGUCACGGGAUUACAAACGGAAACUGUAACGGUCAUUCU
Uranotaenia lowii is the source of this 765-nucleotide messenger RNA. RefSeq lists its product as uncharacterized. NCBI's taxonomy places the organism in Eukaryota, Metazoa, Arthropoda, Insecta, Diptera, Culicidae. Bases 1 to 321 code for a protein of 106 amino acids. The record is from RefSeq and is a predicted model, not a curated record. The transcript has a single exon. Gene Ontology annotation, biological process: negative regulation of biosynthetic process.